This is a messenger RNA of Ficedula albicollis (Collared flycatcher), 1599 nucleotides long. Its product is annotated as collagen alpha-1(II) chain-like. NCBI's taxonomy places the organism in Eukaryota, Metazoa, Chordata, Aves, Passeriformes, Muscicapidae. The record is from RefSeq and is a predicted model, not a curated record. The transcript is spliced from 17 exons. The annotation marks the transcript as partial. Gene Ontology annotation, molecular function: protein binding.
CCCGCGCUGUCCCCACGCUGUCCCCGCGCUGUCCCCGCAGCCGAGGCUGGCAGCUGCCUGCAGGACGGGCACCGCUACAGCGACAAGGACGUGUGGAAGCCGGAGCCGUGCCAGAUCUGCGUGUGCGACACGGGGACGGUGCUGUGCGACGAAAUCAUCUGCGAGGAGAUGCGGGACUGCCCCAGCCCCGAGAUCCCCUUCGGAGAAUGCUGCCCCAUUUGCCCCACCGAGCAGCCCAGCGGACAGCCCGGCCCCAAGGGACAGAAAGGUGAACCUGGUGACAUCAAAGAUGUGAUGUCCAUCCCAGUGUCCACCCCAGUGUCCACCCCCAUCCCAGUGUCCAUCCCAGGUCCGAUGGGUCCCCGGGGGCCUCCGGGACCUCCUGGCAAACCCGGUGACGACGGCGAGACGGGCAAACCCGGGAAAUCCGGCGAGCGCGGCCCCCCCGGCCCCCAGGGCGCCCGAGGCUUCCCCGGCACCCCCGGCCUGCCCGGAGUCAAAGGCCACCGGGGCUACCCCGGCCUGGACGGCGCCACGUGUCACCCGCGGUGUCACCCGCGGUGUCACCUCUGUGUCACCCUCUGUGUCACCCUCUGUGCCAUCCUCUGUGUCACCCGCGGUGUCACCCGCGGUGUCACCCUCUGUGCCAUCCUCUGUGUCACCCUCUGUGUCACCCUCUGUGCCAUCCUCUGCGUCACCCGCGGUGUCACCCGCUGUGCCACCCUCUGUGGCGCUCGUGGCAAUGACGGCCUCCCCGGCCCGGCCGGACCCCCUGGUCCCGUCGGCCCCGCAGGAGCCCCCGGCUUCCCCGGCGCCCCCGGCUCCAAGGGUGAAGCGGGUCCCACCGGAGCGCGCGGACCCGAGGGUGUGCAGGGGCCCCGUGGAGAAUCCGGGACCCCCGGCUCGCCCGGCCCCGCCGGCGCCCCCGGGAACCCCGGAACCGACGGCAUCCCCGGAGCGAAGGGAUCGGCGGGCGCUCCCGGCAUCGCCGGCGCUCCAGGAUUCCCCGGCCCCCGCGGCCCGCCCGGACCCCAGGGAGCCACCGGCCCGCCGGGGGGACAGACGGUGAGAGACCCCCGAGAGACCCCCGAGAGACCCCCGAGAGACCCCCGAGGUGCCCGCGGGGAGCCGGCCCCGCCCCCGCCCCGGACACUGACCACACCACGCGCGGUGACCACGCCCACUUACCCGCGGGUGGCCACGCCCCUUAUGGCCCAGGCCACGCCCCUUCACACCUUCCUCCUCUGGGGCGAGCCCGGCAUCGCGGGAUUCAAAGGCGAGCAGGGACCCAAGGGAGAGACGGCCCCUCGAGGGGCAGCGUCCCCCUCCCGCGGGGGGACGGUGGCCGGGGGGACGGUGGGGACAGUGGGACAAUGGCCGCAGUGUUCGGUGUCCCCCCUUGGGGACGCUCCCCCCCCUUGGGGACAUUCCCCCCUCGCCUCAUUAACCACCAUCAAUGGGGCCCUGCCGAGCCCGGCGCCGGCGGGGACACGAGGGGGACACCAGGGGGACUCGGAUUUAUGGGAUUUGUCCCCGGGGGGGGUCUCACAGGCCGCCCCGGGGACGCCGGGCCCCAAGGCAAAGUCGGCCCCACAGUGA